This is a messenger RNA of Penicillium olsonii, 1284 nucleotides long. The record is from the annotation of a GenBank genome assembly. Lineage: Eukaryota; Fungi; Ascomycota; Eurotiomycetes; Eurotiales; Aspergillaceae.
AUGAGCCAAGAUCCAUCAAUAUGUCGCCAAAUCAUUGCAGGAGUGAUUCAACAUCAUCAGUGUCAAAAUAUCAUCCCCCCAAAUGCAUCCAGGGCGAUAGUGAAUCAGCCGCUGAAAGUCGCCUUUGGAAUUGACAAUGCUUUUACGCGCAGUGAUGACAGUGAAGUCAGCUCGUUUGUUACAGCAGCGAGAGCUAAAAUGAAUCUCUCAGCGGAUGGGUGGUUUGCUGUCUCCCGAUUCGCAAGAGCCACUACGAGGAACUGGAGUGUCAAGCAAUGCCCUUUAGUGACCCAUAGUACAUCUCAACUACAAGGAGCCAUGGGCUCGCAUAUCAACAUCGCUUCGAUGGCUCAGAUACUCACAUUAAGAGUUGUGCUGCGUGUCAUGUUUGACAAAACUGAUCAAGACAAGAUAUGUGAUAUGAGCAUUCUAACCCUUGCACAAUCUAUCAACAGAGCUUGGAUUGCCCAGAAGGGCGCACAAGAGAAUCAAAUCCUCAGAUUUGAAGACGACGUUCCCAUGAAGGAAGCACUGUUUGAUAUCUUCGGGACCCGCAACAUUAUGCCUGGGAACAACCCGUUGAACAUCAUCUUGCCCUCCUUUGAGACGAUGUGGAGGAUAGUAUUGAGGACGGUCCUGGAGAUUGGGUUCGUGGGAAGCGCCGAGCACCCUGAAUGGGAAAGUUCUGUCGUUGCCUUCGCGAUGGAGCCGACCAAACGACAAUUCGAGCUGGAUCAGAACCCUCGACUGAGCUCCAGGUCCAGCUCGCAUGGACAGAAUAUAAGUUCGAGUCCCCAUGAUUCCAUGCGCGAAACAUUCUCUGCGAAGCAUCUUGUCUUCGAAUCCCUUAGGCUCUAUGUCCCCACCCGCAGGGUCCAUCGAGCAUAUCAAUGGAGUGAGAAUGCAGGAUCUCACGAGACUCUAUCUGCAGAUAUUGAGGGAUGUCAUCUCCGCCGUGAUAUAUGGGGUGACGACGCGAAAGAGUUCAACCCAAGUCGCUGGUUGAACUUGACGCACAUCCAAAAAGAAGCAUUCAUGCCAUUUGGUUGUGUUCCUUUUGAAUGUCCGGCGAAACCGACUUUCGGCCCGAGAAUGAUUGGACUAUUGGCUGGCGCUAUAUUGGAAGCUUUUGGUGAGCUGUCAACCGACGUGGGUUGGAGAUUAGUCUGUGAUGAUAAAGGUGUGCCGGAGCAUUUGCGAUCAGGGCAAGGCUUGAGUCUAGAUAGAACCGCUUACGGGGAUUUGUUUCUAGCUCGGGCCCCAGGAAGACAUUCCAUGAUGUGA